Messenger RNA from Caenorhabditis briggsae, 984 nucleotides. NCBI's taxonomy places the organism in Eukaryota, Metazoa, Nematoda, Chromadorea, Rhabditida, Rhabditidae. Gene Ontology annotation, cellular component: nucleus. The record is from RefSeq and is a predicted model, not a curated record. Gene Ontology annotation, biological process: regulation of transcription by RNA polymerase II. Gene Ontology annotation, molecular function: RNA polymerase II cis-regulatory region sequence-specific DNA binding; DNA-binding transcription activator activity, RNA polymerase II-specific. The transcript has 6 exons. The coding region runs from base 1 to 984 and encodes 327 amino acids.
AUGACGCGCCACAAAUGUAAAGAUUGCGGAAAAAGUUUCGAUUUGAAACGGUACCUGACGAAGCAUGAACUUCGGAUGCAUAACAAUCCAAAUAAGUCAGAAGAAACCGUACAAUCAACAGAACCACUGAAAUGUAGUAUGUGUGAGAAGGUAGCUUUCAAUCACUCUCGAAACCUAACAACUCAAGCUGAAGGUAUUUCCACGUCUGUCUCAUCUACAACGACAUCAAAUGACAUGUGUGAUCACUGUGGAGCUUCUUUUACACGUCCAGCUGAUCUUGUAGCUCAUCAAACAGCUUGCCUCAAAAAAGUUGCAUUGAUUUGUGUUCCAUGUGAAACAUUUUUCAAGCAAAGAGUUGAAGUGAGAAAAUGUGGUUACUGUGAUCUGGAAAAUCCUAGUGAUGAUCAUGUUUCUGAAUUUCAUUGGAGACGAUUAAAAAGAACGAUUCCUAGAAGAGUGGCUGAGAAGCUUAUGAAAACCAAACACAAAGAAAUUCCAAGCGCUUUAGAGGAGAAGCAAGUAGAAGAGGGCAAUUUAGAAGUUGAGGAAAUAGACGAUUGUGAGACGGGUUUGAAUUUGUUUGAGCAACCAAUAUUUAACGACCAAAGAUCCAAUAAGAUUGAGGGAGAAGAUUCUCUGUUUGACUUUUCUGAGCCUUCCACUUCUCAACUGGGUUUCAAUUCAACGAUGUUUGACGAAGAAGACGAUCGGCCAGAAGAUUAUCUCAGUUUUUCAAUAUGUCCAAAAGAUACAGAUGUACCAUUUCACCUUCGUGGACGUCUGCCUCCGGAACUUGUAUCUCUUUUUCCAGAACUCGAAGAUACCUCCAUUGUUCUUCUGAAUGCAACACCAUUACCGAUGUGUCGAAUGACUAUACGAGUUCCCGUAAGCAUUCCACAAUCUUGCGACAACGAACAAAAAAUGCGGGCAUGGCAAAAGUCUAUAAUCAAGUUAGAGGAUGAUGAACCUACUAAUCUGAUCUAA